AUGAAAUUUCCUGACACCGAUUUUGCGCUGGUCGCUACAUCUUAUGUCCAUGAAGAUGGAUCAUCUGAAAUAGCUGCUGCUGGAUCCAGAGAUUUCAUUGACUCUACAUUCCGCCCUAUUCUAGGUAUGGUAAGAUUUAAUCCAGCUUUUGUACCGUCCACACCAAGUAAUUUAACUGAUUAUGAUAAUAACUUUUUCAGUACAGUUCUCCAUGAACUCACACAUGCACUUGGAUUUAUGUACCCACUCUUUGAACACUAUCAUCCUAUUAAUUCAACAACUCCGUAUGGAAAUAAUGCUCUCUGUUCUUUCACUAAAUAUGGAAGGAAAUUUACAUUUUUAGUAACUCCAUAUUGUCAUCUUUUUGCUAAGAAGAGAUUUGGUGUUGAAACAUUUUAUGGUGAUAAUGGUGCUAAAUGCCCAUCUGGUAUUGAAUUGGAAGAUCAAGGUUCAUCUUCAACUGCUGGAAGUCACCUAGAGAAAAGAGUAUAUAACUCAGAAAUAAUGGUUGGAGAUGAUACUCUGACAAAAAUACCAUUUUUCAGGUAUUCAGAUGCAACAUUAUCCAUUCUAAUGGAUACAGGCUUCUAUCAAAUAAAUUGGGCAAAUGCACAACCCUUAGUAUUUGGACAUCCUGAGUCUAUUGAUGGAAAACCAAUUGAAGGUUUUGCAAUUGACCCUCCACAAAAAUCAUUCCCGGAAAAAUACUUAUUUGAUCUAACAAAUGAUGUUGGUUUUGAUUAUAGAUCAAUCACAGCUUACUAUAAUAAGUUAAUAUUAGAAGAAUAUAUUGAUUGUAGUAAUCCUUUCUUCCAAUUAUAUUGUGGUGAAGCAAGAUAUGCCUUCUAUAAUCCAGUGAAAUCGCCGGUAAUUUCAUCGGAUAUUUUGGCUGAUUAUCAACUAACCAUUUAUCCAGAAUUAUAUUGUUGGAAUAAUACAGCAAACCUUCCAGGAAGACUUACUGAUGUUCCACAGUAUACAAAUGCAGGAGAUUUAAAAAUCGAUGAUAUUUGUGGAACAUAUAAAUGUAAUAAUUAUGAAAGUUUCGAUUUUACAAUUAAGGAUGCAGAUGGAAAAACAAUAACAAAGACAUGUUCGAAGAAGAACAUAAAUGAAGAAUUCAAUCAUACAUUAAAAGCUCACUAUAACAAUACUGAAUAUAUAAUAACAAAGACAAACUAUUGUCCAGAUCCAGAGAGAUUUUGUCGAACAAUGAAAUUAUCAUAUAUGAACUUCAACAAAGAUCCAUUUGAUCCAAACACAAAAGUUCUUGAAGGUUAUCCACAAACGCCUCCAGAAUGGACAUUUGAUUACUCAGAUUUAGACAAGGAACUUAAAGCGGAAAAGAAGAAACUUGCAAUUGCUCUUGGAGUUACUUGUGGAAUCAGUGUGAUUGUUGUUGUUUCAAUAGUUCUUUGCUGCUAUUUCAAGAAGAAGAAAUCACAACCAUAUCAACAGCAAUCUGAUCAAGUUGAAGAAGACAUGGUAAAUAAUCCAUAA
Molecule: messenger RNA, 1500 nt
Organism: Trichomonas vaginalis G3
Lineage: Eukaryota; Parabasalia; Trichomonadida; Trichomonadidae
Product: regulation of choline O-acetyltransferase protein
Exons: 1
Coding region: 1-1500 (499 amino acids)
Biological process (GO): proteolysis; cell adhesion
Cellular component (GO): cytoplasm; membrane
Molecular function (GO): metalloendopeptidase activity
Source: RefSeq, a predicted model, not a curated record